AUGGAAAUCCACAGGCGAAAAAGCAGUUCCGGGGACAAAUUUUCAUUUCCAAUCAUCCCAAUUCAAGAUCAAGAUUUCGAGUUUGGUUGUGUCACACCAGGUUCACCAAAUUCUACAGCAGAUCGUUUGUUCUUCAAUGGCAUACUUUUACCUCAUGCUUUCCCAUGUCAGCCUACAAACAACGUCAUCAGUUUCUCAAGAUCAACUAGUAGAACCAGCAGCGUAUGCAGCAAAGAUUCAUUGAUGUCGUCGCGAAGCAACAGUACGAAUAGCAGCAGAAGUAGUAGCUGCAGCAGUGCAAGAACGAGCACAAGUGAGGCUGCAGGACCGUGUACAUCGGACAGCAAAUUAUUCAGCAAUAAUCAGACAAAAAUUGCUGGCAAAAACCCUGUUGAAAAAGACUUGUACCAAGCAACAAGGAAGCCUGUUUUGACUCCACAUUACGGCUCUUCUCAAAGGUGGCAAUUCAUUGCACCGGCGCCAGCUAUGAUGCAUCAAGUUUCACGAGCAAGGAAGGCUAAAAUUUCUGUAAGAGAUCAAGUAUGCAAGUCAAAGAAGCAAGGCCAGGAUUGGACAAUUGCUAGAAGAACGUGGUUUGGCCUGAAAUUCUUGAGGGCUGUUGCGUCCGCAUGCAAAGAAUGUCAUGCUGUGAAACCAUCUUCGCGGAAGUGUUUUGAAAAGAAAUAA
Coffea eugenioides is the source of this 687-nucleotide messenger RNA. RefSeq lists its product as uncharacterized. The transcript has a single exon. Lineage: Eukaryota; Viridiplantae; Streptophyta; Magnoliopsida; Gentianales; Rubiaceae. Bases 1 to 687 code for a protein of 228 amino acids. The record is from RefSeq and is a predicted model, not a curated record.